Andrographis paniculata is the source of this 1769-nucleotide messenger RNA. Its product is annotated as salviol synthase-like. The record is from RefSeq and is a predicted model, not a curated record. Lineage: Eukaryota; Viridiplantae; Streptophyta; Magnoliopsida; Lamiales; Acanthaceae. Gene Ontology annotation, molecular function: iron ion binding; monooxygenase activity; oxidoreductase activity, acting on paired donors, with incorporation or reduction of molecular oxygen. The coding region runs from base 132 to 1655 and encodes 507 amino acids. The transcript is spliced from 2 exons.
AAAAGUUACGGGCGAUUCCGUGACCACACAAUUUAGCCAUCGACAAUAAUUCAUCAUCAAAUCUUAUAAACUUCAAAUAUAAAUUAAAUGCAAAAUUCACCAAAUCCCCAAGCUUCCAUUUCCCAACAACAAUGGCGGUCGCCGUCGAAUUCUCCCCCUUCAUCCUCUUCUCCUCCUUCCUCUUCCUCCUCUUCCUCCUCCGCCUGCUCCGAUCAAAAUCCGCCGCCAACGGCUUCAAUUUCCCGCCGGGGCCGCCGCGCCUGCCGCUCAUCGGAAACCUCCACCUCAUGUCCAGAUUCCGGCCGCCGCACCGGACUCUGGCCGACCUGGCGGCUAAAUACGGCGCCGUGAUGCACCUCCAGCUCGGCGAGCUCUCCAACGUCGUCGUCUCGUCGGCCGACGCCGCCAGGGCGGUGUUCAAAGACCACGACGUCACGCUCGCCACGCGCCCCUCUUUAAUCUUCACCGAGACAAUGUUCUACCGGAACACCGACAUCGCCUUCGCCCCCUACGGCGACUACUGGCGGCGCCUCCGCCGGAUCUGCACGCUCGAGAUGCUCAGCGUGCGGCGCGUGCAGUCCUUCCGCCCCCUCCGCCAGGAGAGCUUCGUCGAUCUCUGCCGGAAAAUCGCCGCCGCCGGCGCCGCCGUCAAUUUCGGCGAUCUGAUCGAGGAAGCGACCUUCGAGUCGUUCAUGACGGCGACCGUCGGAAACAGCGCCGACCAGCAUAAAGCUUUCAUCGACAGCGUCCGCGAAUCGACGGUGCUCGCCGCCGGAUUCUCCCUCGCCGACGUCUUCCCCUCCGUGAAGCUCUUCCAGCGCCUCAGCGGGCUCCGGAGCAAGCUUUUGAAGCUGCACAAAUCGACCGACGGUAUGAUAGAAAGCAUCAUCGCCGACCACCGGGCGGCGGCGGCGGCGGGCGGCGGCGGAAAGGAACGGGAAGAUUUGGUGGAUGUUUUGCUGAAGUUCAACGAGGAGGGACACGAGCUUCAUUUAUCCACACAAAACAUCAAAGCCGUACUACUGGAUAUGUUUAGCGCCGGAGUGGAGACAUCGGCGACAACGAUAGGUUGGGCGAUGUCAGAAAUGGUGAAGAACCCGGAAGUUCUUCGGAAGGCGCAAGACGAGGUAAGAAGGGUGUUCGAGGGCAAGGGAUUCGUCGACGAGGCCAAUUUGGACGAGCUCAAGUACUUAAAAAUGGUGAUAAAAGAGACCCUCCGGAUGCAUCCGCCGUUGCCCCUCUUGCUUCCGAGGGAGAGCUCCGAGGCAUUCGAGAUCCAUGGCUACAAAUUGCCGGCGAAGACGAGGGUCAUGUUGAACGCGUGGGCGAUUGCGAGGGACCCCAAAUAUUGGAAAGAUCCAAACACAUUUAUGCCCGGAAGAUUUCUUGAAACUUCCGCGGAUUUCAAAGGGAAAGACUUCGAAUUCAUCCCAUUUGGCGCCGGGAGAAGAAUGUGCCCCGGGUUGGCGUUUGGCCUUGCCAAUGUGGAGCUCCCGUUGGCGAUGUUUCUCUACCACUUCGAUUGGGCUUUGCCCGACGGAAUGACACCGGAUGACAUGGACAUGAGCGAAUGCUUCGGCAUUACGGCGCGCCGGAGGGAUGCGUUGAGUGUUAUGCCGGUGGUUAAGAUUCCGGUGCCGGCGAAAAAAAUUUGAAGUGUAGAUUUUAGUCGAGAAGGAUGGAGUGAAAUAAGAUUGUAGUCGGGUGUUCUGGUAUUUUGAUGUAUUUUUUUUAUAUGAAAUAUUAAUGUUCUCUAUGUUAUCUUUGAA